Molecule: messenger RNA, 723 nt
Organism: Ambispora leptoticha
Lineage: Eukaryota; Fungi; Glomeromycota; Glomeromycetes; Archaeosporales; Ambisporaceae
Source: the annotation of a GenBank genome assembly
AUGUCUAAAGAAGAGAAAAUUAUUUUGAAUGUUGGUGGUGUUAAGUAUGAAACGUAUAAAAGCACCUUAACAGCGUAUCCUGACACUUUGCUCGGAACUAUGUUUCAAGAGCGUAAUUCGUCGAUGACACAUCCAACGAACAGCAAUGAAUAUUUUUUCGAUAGAAAUAGUAGAGCGUUUCAUUAUAUUAUGGAAUUUUAUCGCACCGGAAAAUUUCUUUGGAAAGAUAUCGAAGGAAAUCCAAUGGAUGUUAUGAUUACACGUGAUGAAAUUCAAGAGGAAUUCGACUUUUUUCAAAUUGACAUUCUUAAAAGUCAACGAGAUGAAUUUCUUAAAAGCAGUCAACGUGACGAAGACAACGCCUAUGAGAAUCUCGCUCGACAACUAGACCACUUACUUGAGAAAAUAAUUGAAUUCAUAAUUUGGAAUAUUGAACGUGGCUAUUCGGACCUUUUGAAGUUUAUCUUUUACUCCGAUAAAUUGCCAUAUGUUUUUCCCGGAGAAUUUGAUUUUAAAUCAUUCGAACAAAUUGGCUUUCGUUUGGUUGAUAUUUAUACAUUUGAAAUCCAAAAGUUUCUCACGUUUCGGUUUCCUAAUAUUAGAAUAGCGAUUUAUAAGAGACGUUUAGGACCAUCAGAAAAUUGGACCAUUGAGAUUAUGCAAUACUUCAAAACUAAAGAAACUAUUCAAAGAUCAGUGUUACUAUCAACAAUUCAUGAAUAA